CAUGGCCCGAGCAACCCGCCAGCACGCACAGGCGCUCCCCAUCACCCACAAACUCACCAGACACAAGGCAGCAAAUGCCCCCAUGAAACCUCUCACAGCCAGUUGUCCAGGAAUUGCAGGCCAUUUCAUCCAAUCAUCUCAGCCAUCAGCCUAGAAAUAACGGAACCAAGUAUCGAAAGGCCCCAAAAAUGGAUCUGAUGCACGGGGGGCCUCAUCCUCUUGAUGCCUUAGGGCUGACCGGUGAAGAAGCCAGCCCCACGAUAAAGGUACAUCAACCCCACCUGUAACUCUCACUGUUCGUACGGACGAACGCUCAACACAACUAUUUGGACCUUCAUCUUUCUUCACCUGCCUAUUCUGCGGUUUCCUAUACUACUCCGAGUACGUUCUCGCGAACAUCCUACCGAUCCCUUUUGCUCUUCCCAGGAUGCCGUUCCUACUUGCCUUCCCUUGCAAUGCAUCGCCUCGCCUCCGUGGGUUGCAGAUCUGCCAGCUUGGCGUCGUUAGUUUGACGACGGUGCUCACCUUCCUCGCUGCCGUGAUCCCGAGCAAGCACAAGGCAUUCACGUUCUCGCUCCUGUACGGCUUGAUCUUGACGAGCAUCACCACCUCGAUCUUGAUCAACAAGGAGCAGAAGGCUGCCACGCGUGGCAUCUUGACAAAGGACAAGUAUGUCAAAUACCAGUUUUGGAAAGUUGCUGGAGGCUUUGUGAUGUACUUCAUCGGCUUCAUCGCCUUCGUUGCUUCGCCCGGUGGCAACGAGAAGCUGAGCAGGAACGAGAACGGACUCGUGAUCAACGGUGUCAAGGUGAACACUCUGCAGUCAACCAUUUUGUGGCUGAAUACUUUCAACUGGAUCUUCAUGUGGGCCAGCCUGUUCUACUCCUGCUGCAUGACCAAGCUCGAGACCGGCCCGAUCCGUCUUGAAGGCGAAGAGGCGAACAUCUCGCUGGGUCGGGACGAUACCACUAAUGACGAGGCGUAUGCUAGGCGUCUGCAGGCUCAGGAUCCCAACUGGCAGGCUUAGACAAAAACUUGCGUGGCACAAUCAACCACAAACCGGGGACUAGGGUUACUUAGACGAUGGGGAGGUACUAUGCAAUGCAGUACAGGAUGUAGAGCAUGAGGGCGGUGCGCUAUUAUGUUUGUGAUGGCGACAUUGGUAGUAUGCUAUGAAAGUGCACACGAGUUACGAUCAAGUAUAGCAUAAAUCUCACGAAUUUGGCCGG
This is a messenger RNA of Macroventuria anomochaeta, 1229 nucleotides long. RefSeq lists its product as uncharacterized. The transcript has 2 exons. The record is from RefSeq and is a predicted model, not a curated record. The coding region runs from base 428 to 1027 and encodes 199 amino acids. NCBI's taxonomy places the organism in Eukaryota, Fungi, Ascomycota, Dothideomycetes, Pleosporales, Didymellaceae.